GAAGACACUGACUCUUCCCGUUGAAGUGAGCGGGACAGGUCAGAGGAGGACUCUCCAUACCGGAUUUCCUCUUUCUGUCUUUUUUUUCCCUUUGAAGCUUUGGCGCUCUUUUGGUCAUCUGGAUUAAAGGGACAGCGGCUCGUAUGGAAAGCAAGGAUCCUGUCCAUCCAAGGUUUUCUCUCUCUUUUAGAAAAAAGCAAAGAUAUUACAGCCUCUCUGUGAAAUUGAAGAACCUGUCAUGACAUCACACAAAUUGGCUAUUAAGUGUGGGAACUAUGCGGUGCUGGUAGAUGUCCACAUUAUGCCACAAGACUCCAAUAAAGACAAUGUUUGGUUUUCUGAUCAUAAGAAAGAGGAAAUCUUCAUGCUUCUCAAAGAAACUCUUGAUUCAAGGGUGGCACAAUACCUGAGCACUCAUAAACGACCUGGUCAGUCGAAGCAAGUCGAAUCCGCCAAAGAGGCUCCUUUGUUUUUGCAAGCUGAUGACUUUUACAUUGAAGCCUACUUUGUCAAAAGAUGGGUCAAUCUACGAUGCAUUUGGGGACAACAAAAUAGUGAGUUGCGUGUAUUUCCGGACCGAUUCGUGAUUUGUGUCACAAGGCUCGAAUCCAGUCCACUUCCUUGGAAAGAGACCCUUUCUGCUGGGACAUCUGAAUAUUUUGGAGAAUCGGCUGAAGCUGGAACGUGCAAGAUUUCUCUGACUCAACAGGAAAAACAAAAUAUUCUGAAAGAGAUAGUGAAGAGGACAAAAGCAACGAAAACUAAUGAGAGCCAACCUCAGCCCAGCAAGGACACCAUGAAAGUGUAUCUUGGCUCGCUGUGCUCAGACAGAGAGUAGGAAGACUGCAUUUCAAGCCCCUUCCGAUCCCAGGCCCGAAGCGAAAUGUGGGCGUACGGCACAGCCAAAGGAUUGCAUAAAUACAGCUGAGAGCAGCUUGGGGCUUUCUGUUUCAGAAUGGGACACUGAUGUGAACUGGAGACAGCCGAGCAACGCUAGCAGCCAGCAAAAACUUCAUCUUGCGGCGUGGUUAGACACAGCUUCUACGCCGGAGCCCUCAGUGGUGGUUGUGAGUCAGCAUGGCCUCUUCCAAACCAGAGUCAAGGGGUGACUGAAACAGCAGAAAUGCUGUUUGGAGCAGGCAGGAGGAGUCAGCUCGUGUCUCUCAAGCCGAAUCAGUCACUUCCCAGACAUGCAGCAGGGCUGGUUCUCUGGAGCCAUCUUUUGGAGAAAUCCCCACCAAAUCCCACAUUUGUUUUCUAAGUGAGGCUUGGCAGGAUCCACGUCUGAUGGAAGAGUUGCUUACUUGAGUUAAAAAGCUUCCCCAGAGACUUAUUUUUAUGAGAAAUACUAGAGCUGUCGUGCAGACAAACCCAAGCUAGCCGCAGUCACCAAAGAAUAACCCUUAAUGCUGCUUUCUCCCCAUAUGCCAAGCUUGCAGGGGGAGACGUUUGAAAGGAUGGGGCAAAAGUCCAAAAGCAGGAAAACAGAUCCCUAAACUCAAAGCUAUAAGAAGAAACUUGCACUGUUUUGUAUAAUUGUACAGAAAUCCUUGGUUCCAGAGAUAUAAUGGUCACUCUCAGUUACUUUUUCUUGGGAAAUGUCUGUUUCAAGUAUAUAUUAUUUUUAAUUAUGUUUUUAUGAAUUCACCACAGACUUUGGUCUGCUUAGUUGCUCCCAACCCAUUUCUUAUUGUUUAUUGUAAUGGGGAACAAAAAGAGAUUUAUGUCACUUUGCCUAUCAUUUUCUUCAGGUUUUAUCCCUGUUUUGUUGUAUAACUUUUGGGGAGGCAAAACACAUUCUGAAGAAAUAGAGUAAGCUUGGUAAAAUAUUUCAGCACAACUAGGUUGGGAAGAAAAAGUGUGUGACAGUGAAGAUGAAAUCAAAUAACAUUUGUGUCUUAAUUCAGUUUAAAUUGGCUUUGAGCUACAUAUCCAUUAUUGGUUUGUUAUGAGUGUUGUCAUUUACUUGACUCAUUUCCCCCUCCUUCCUCUGCAGCAAUAAAUGUUUAUGAGGAAAUAAAACUACAUAAGAAUUACUUUAAUGAGGCUGAGAACCCAAGUGGCCGCAAAAGUUGUCAUUGAAA
Messenger RNA from Anolis sagrei ordinatus, 2084 nucleotides. It is a transcript of the gene SLX4IP, whose product is annotated as SLX4 interacting protein. The record is from RefSeq and is a predicted model, not a curated record. NCBI's taxonomy places the organism in Eukaryota, Metazoa, Chordata, Lepidosauria, Squamata, Anolidae.